AUGAAGUGGUUCGCUGGCCUGCUGUGGCCUGCUCUGGCCACCUGCUUCUCCCAUCCCGGUCUGCUGGUCUCAGACUCAGAUAUCAGCCGGCUCCAGGGCAAGAUUGCCGCCCAGCUGGAUCCAUGGACCUCCUGCUGGGACUCUCUGGUCCGAAUGACCACCGCGGAUGUUCCCUACAGCCCGCAGGCCGUCAGCUCCGUCGACCGGGACGCCGAGGGCGACACGGCCGCCAACGCGUAUCUCCUCUGGCAGGACACCGCGGCCGCGUUUGCCCUGGCCUUGAGAUGGAAGGUCGAGGGCAACACGACGUACGCCGACGCCGCGGCGGAGAUCCUCACGGCGUGGGCGGGCAACCUCACCUCCAUCGGCAGCAACGACGACCAGUACCUGGUGGCCGGGCUGCAGGGCCAUGAGCUUGCCAACGCCGCCGAGCUGCUGCGGGACUACGAGCCUUUCCAGGAGAACGGGCUGGCGCAGUUCAUCGAGAUGAUGGAGACCGUCUUCCUGGCGAAGAACAUCUACUUCCUGGAGCAUCUCGACGGCUCCGAACACAACGUCCUGCACUUCUUCGCCAACUGGGAGCUGUCGCAGGUCGCAUCGGUCAUGGCAAUCUCCGUCCUCACCGACAACCAGACCACAUGGGAUUUCGCCGUCGACUAUUUCAAGAACGGCACAGGCAACGGAGCCAUCAACAACGCCAUCACCAACAUCGUCGAGGAACCGGGCACGGGCAACCCCCUGGGACAGGGCCAGGAGGAAGGACGCGACCAAGGCCAUUCCGCCAUGGACUAUGCCCUACUGGGGGUUAUUGGACAACAGGCCUGGAAUCAGGGCGAGGAUCUCUUUGCUUAUAACGACAGUCGGAUUCUUCUGGGAGCCGAAUAUUUCGCUCGGUAUAACCUUGGAUACGACGUCCCCUUCGAGCCGUACACAAACGGAAUCGUCAGCUACACAAACAUCAGCAGCGCCUCGCGUGGCAAUGUGAGAUGGGCCUGGGAGGUGCUCUACAACCACUACGUGAUGAUCAAGGGCCAGGAAGCCCCCUGGACGACCGAGUAUCUGAACGCGACGUACGAGACCUUUGGCGGCUUUGAGCCUGGCUCUGGCUCGUAUGGCGAUCCUUGGGAUUCGGGCUAUUACGAUACCCUCGGCUGGGGCACGAUUCUCUACCAUCUCAACGCGUCUGAUGUUGCUGCUCUGCAGAAUCAGUCUGUUUCCAGCUCUGUCUAUGCGUCUGCAUCUGCAUCAGUUGCGUCUGCAUCUGCAUCAGUUGCCUCUGCUACAUCUACCUCUGCAUUCGUCUCUUCUGCAUCUAGCUCUGCUACACUGGCAGUGGGCAACUAUGCAGCCCAUGGACAUCAUCACACCCACCAUCCCAUCGUCACUGCUCUUCCCGAAACAGACGACUCGUGGGAUGACUGCGGCGAUGAGGACUGGUAG
Messenger RNA from Penicilliopsis zonata CBS 506.65, 1440 nucleotides. RefSeq lists its product as hypothetical. Bases 1 to 1440 code for a protein of 479 amino acids. Gene Ontology annotation, molecular function: lyase activity. NCBI's taxonomy places the organism in Eukaryota, Fungi, Ascomycota, Eurotiomycetes, Eurotiales, Aspergillaceae. Gene Ontology annotation, cellular component: periplasmic space. The transcript is spliced from 2 exons. The record is from RefSeq and is a predicted model, not a curated record.